Molecule: messenger RNA, 1086 nt
Organism: Hymenoscyphus albidus
Lineage: Eukaryota; Fungi; Ascomycota; Leotiomycetes; Helotiales; Helotiaceae
Source: the annotation of a GenBank genome assembly
AUGGCAUUUCGAAGCCAUCCAAUUGCUCAAACACCAGCUGCCCCUUCACCAGCCGCCUUCCAUCCUUUCCCAGCCCUCCCCUCGGAAAUCCGCUCCAAGAUAUGGGAGGCAUCUCUCAUCCCCCGUCUCAUAAAAUGUAAACGGGAGGGCUCGAAAAACAUCUUCAGCGGUCCUUCAAUGCCUGUCGCUCUCCUGAGCGUUUGUCGGGAAUCCCGCGAGAACGCCUUCCUGUAUGGAGAAUACAUCCUGGUCCCCUCCUCUCCUGGGCCAGCUUUGUAUUUCAGUCCAGCAAUAGAUUACCUUUGGAUAGAAGCCGGAUGGAAACCACUAGUCCCCACCGAACCGGUAUUUUUCAUCCAACUCUUUGAGGGCCAACCUUUAGAACGGAACCAUGAUUUCACGAAGAGCUUAACAAAGGAGAUUAUGGGCUUGAGAAAUGUGAUGACGGGUCCGAAUUGGAGUGAGGCGCGUUCUAUGCCGACUGUCACGUUUUCGGAUUUCCCCCAUUUGGAGAGAAUCCUGGUUGCGGCAGAUGAGUAUUCGGUCGGGAACCAGAGCAAAGUUUCAAGGGAUACGGUCUAUGAUUUGAAGAUGCAUUAUCAUGACUCUAAUAAGGAUAGAGAGGAUGGGCAGAAAGCGGCUGUUCCGGAAAUUGCGAUAGGAUGUCUAGGCUGGGUAGGCGAGGAAAAAUCUAAACUACAUCAUAUGUUUGAAGAUAAUCGUCAACUUUUGCAUAUCUUCACCACCGAUUCAGCGAUGCGGGAUCAUCAGCAAAGAGUCAGGGAGGAGGCAUUCAUGUUCACCCAGAAGAAAAGAAAUGUUUCGCAAGCGAGAGAUGGUCUUAUUGAGAAGUUGCAGAGGGCCCAGGAGUUGAGUGAGAAGAAUAAGAAGAUGGCAAGCAACACCUAUUCAGGCUCAAGCAAGGAAGUUGAUGAGGUAGAAGAGCUGCAGAAGAUGGUUUUGAAGAUAUCUCCAAGCCCAUCAAGAAUGGACCGAUCACCUGAAUAUGAGAUGAGAGAUUCGCAGAUGGAUAGGAAUGAAUUGCCACCAUACGCUGCUCCACGCUCGGGGGGUUGUUCUCUUUGA